Molecule: messenger RNA, 1628 nt
Organism: Cololabis saira (Pacific saury)
Lineage: Eukaryota; Metazoa; Chordata; Actinopteri; Beloniformes; Belonidae
Product: neurexophilin-1-like
Exons: 2
Coding region: 190-990 (266 amino acids)
Molecular function (GO): signaling receptor binding
Source: RefSeq, a predicted model, not a curated record
GGAAAACCACGUGUUAAACUCUCCACAUCCAGGAGACCAUCUCAGUCUCUGUGCAGUGAGUGGAAGCAGAAUCCCAUGGAGGGUUUCCAGACUUUCUUAAGGAUCUUACAUUUCAACAUGGACCACCAGACAUCCCCUUCGCCUGAAUAAAAUUCAAAUAAAGUUAAUGACUGUUGGAAUGCAUGCAGUAUGGAGAGAUUUCCCAUUUUCUGCUUUGUUUGGAUUCUACUGAGUGGAAUCUUUUGUCUGGUGAUUCUCGGUCUACAAGGGACAUACGGCAACUUCACCCACAGCAAGACAUCACCUCAAUUCCAAAGAAAUCAAACACCUUCUCCACAGAACACGUGGAUGCUUCAGACCAGGGAUGACAUUCAGAACUCCAAAGUACCCAUUAGCCCCUCUAUCCCCUCGUCAAACCAGGGACUUUUGGAAAUCCUUGGAAGCAACUCAAAGUUGCCAUCCAGCCCAUCUGUAAAGAUAAACCUUCAGCCCAUCAUUAAAGUACAUGGAAUAUCUAAACUGUCUAGGACAUUCAGCUGGGGGGACUUCUAUUCAAACAUCAAGACUGUAAAACUGAAUUUGCUGAUAAUGGGAAAGAUUGUGGACCAUGGUAACGGCUCACUCGGCAUUUACUUCCGCCACAACUCCACAGGCGUGGGCAACGUAUCUGUCAGUCUUGUCCCACCCAUGAAAGAGCUGGAGUUCGACUUGAAGCGCCAAAGUGUGGUCAACCCCAAGGACUCGAAGACAUUUAACUGCAGGGUGGACUAUGAGAAAACCGAACGCAGCAAAAAGGUGAUGCUGUGCAACUACGACCCCUCGAAGACGUGCGAUCAAGAACAAACCCAGAGCCGAGUCAACUGGAUGUGCUCCAAACCAUUCCAGGUCAUCUGCAUCUACGUGUCCUUCUAUGGCACGGACUAUAGGCUGGUUCAGAAAGUCUGCCCGGACUAUAACACUCAGAGUCCGACCCUGAUGCCUAAAGGUUAAACACAGGACACUGUGGAGACAUUUGUUAAAAACAAAUAAACUAUAAAUGCAUGAUUGAGGGUUUUUAAAUGCAGAUUUCCUCAUUGAAACAUGCUUUAAUGAUUUCUAUCAAUAUGAUUUUAGUUUUUCAGUCGGUUUGCUCUUUGCUCAAAGACUUGCAUCAUUUUUAUGGAAUGUGUUUUAGUAGAAAUGUAACUAAAAAAUUUGAUCUGCCAAGUAGCUACUUGUCUGGUUUUGCGGUAUUUCCUAAAAGAUAUAUCCAAACGUGGUUUUUUUUUAAACAGGAUUAAAAGAUUAUUAAUAUUACUAUUUUCAGCUUUUCUACCACAGAUGAGUAUUUAAACUCGGUCACCUUCUUCACCUCUGGUCCUUGUAUCCUCCCCUUUUCAUCUUCAUCCCUUUCAGUUACACAUUCCGUUUUGCUGCACGUCAUCUUUAUUCCUCUGCCCUCUUGUGCACAUCUCCAUUUCGGCACGUUUUCUUCCACCUGUUCCCUACUUUCACUGCAGGCUUUAUAGUAGUUGCAAUUAUUUUAUUUCUAAACACCUUGCCAUUUUUCUUUGCUAAAACAAGAGAAGGCGGUUGAUAGAGCUAAUAUAAUAUCAUCAUCAUCCUUUGGUGUCUUGUCAGCCAUGAAG